GGGGCGGGCCUACGGGUGGGAGUGGGCUCGCGCCCUGCGGCCUGGCCUGAAGUCUUCUGCGCCGCCGGUGCUGCUUCCAGCACACCUUCCUCGCUCCCUACCUAUGGAGGGGAAGAUGGAGUCUGUCACCGUAGCGACUGACAGCGGGGACCGGCCGGGGGCUCCAGCGGGCUCAGGCCUGUCGGCUUCCCAGCGUCGAGCCGAGCUGCGGCGGAGGAAGCUGCUUAUGAACUCGGAACAGCGCAUCAACCGGAUCAUGGGCUUUCACAGGCCCGGGAGUGGCGCGGAAGAAGAAGGUCAAACAAAAUCAAAGCAGGACAGUGACAAACUGAACUCCCUCCCCAUCCCUUCCGUUUCAAAGCGAGUAGUGCUGGGCGAUUCCGUUGGUACAGGAACAGCUGACCAGCAAGGUGAUGUGGCCGAGGUAAAGGGGACUCAGCUGGGAGACAGAUUGGACUCUUUCAUUAAACCACCCGAGUGCAGUAAUGAUGUCAACCUUGAGCUCCGGCAGCGGAACAGAGGAGACCUGACAGCAGACACUGUCCAGAGGGGUUCUCGCCAUGGCCUUGAACAGUACCUUUCCAGAUUUGAAGAAGCAAUGAAGCUACGGAAACAGCUGAUGAGUGAAAAACCCAGUCAAGAAGAUGGAAAUACAGCAGAAGAAUUUGACUCUUUUCGAAUAUUUAGAUUGGUGGGAUGUGCUCUUCUUGCCUUUGGAGUCAGAGCUUUUGUUUGCAAGUACUUGUCCAUAUUUGCUCCGUUUCUUACUUUACAACUUGCGUACAUGGGACUAUACAAAUAUUUUCCCAAGGGUGAGAAGAAGAUAAAGACAACAGUACUAACAGCUGCACUUCUGUUAUCUGGAAUUCCUGCUGAAGUGAUAAAUCGAUCGAUGGAUACCUAUAGCAAAAUGGGCGAAGUUUUCACAGAUCUCUGUGUCUACUUUUUCACUUUUAUCUUUUGUCACGAAUUCCUCAAUUACUGGGGCUCUGAAGUACCUUGAAGCUUGAAGAACACAGGAGAAGCUUAUAAAAAAGCAACUUCUCAUCUACAUUGCAGUGUCUCUAAAAGAGGCAAAUCAGUUUACACCUUUAUGUCAUUCUUUUACUUUAUAGGGUUGUAAAAUCUUUUGAUUAGGAAUGGGAUGGCAGGUUUCCUGAUCUAAAAGUGUUGAGUUUGUAUUAAUACUGAUGUAAAGAAUAGACUACCAUGGUCAUUAAUGGACUUUUCUUGUUUAAUUAGAAUCCCUAGUCUCUACCUUUCUCUAACUUCUAAGAUUUGUAAUCCCUCUUUUGGGAGCUGAGCUAUUGCUUUUAGGAGAGCAGGUGCACACGGCCUCAGCCAGCCCCGAGGGCUGCGGUUUGUAUUCGUGUUGUUCUGUCCUGAGAAGUGGAGCUGUCUUAAAAAUAAAAUGAAAGAAACUGAAUUGUCUAACGUUAAGUCUGCAUGUUUUAACUUACAAGGGCUGAGUAAGGUAGCCAAUUUUAUCUUUUCUUGCUGAGUAUCUUAAUUUUUACUUCAGCAUAAGUAUGGAGUAAUAGAGAAAGUGAUUAACAGUCAUACAUAUAAAAUUAGAAGGUAUUUAUGAGGAUAUUUAUUUUAGUUUUUAUUUAUGAAAAUUGUUUUAUUACCAAACUCAAAAUUGGAAAUCUUCACUUUUGACUUUUCAAUUUCUAGAACUAAGGUUUUUAAGCAAACUAGAACAGCAUGAUUGGUAUACAUAAAGGUGGAAUUUGAAAAUUGACUGGCGUAUGCAACCCAAUAUAGAUAUCCUUUUCACUGACUUGGUAACUGUCAUAUUUGGAAGGUUAUAAAACAUCGUGUUAAUGUUGCUUGGUAUUACAUUUCCUUAAAGAUUUUUGUAUGGUCUACUUGAUUAAUCCUUGUGAAAUUAAAAAUGUAUAUGCCUU
Messenger RNA from Suricata suricatta (meerkat), 1910 nucleotides. It is a transcript of the gene CAMLG, whose product is annotated as calcium modulating ligand. Lineage: Eukaryota; Metazoa; Chordata; Mammalia; Carnivora; Herpestidae. Gene Ontology annotation, biological process: tail-anchored membrane protein insertion into ER membrane. Gene Ontology annotation, cellular component: GET complex. The record is from RefSeq and is a predicted model, not a curated record. The coding region runs from base 104 to 1003 and encodes 299 amino acids. The transcript has 4 exons.